Trypanosoma cruzi is the source of this 843-nucleotide messenger RNA. Its product is annotated as protein kinase, putative. Bases 1 to 843 code for a protein of 280 amino acids. Lineage: Eukaryota; Euglenozoa; Kinetoplastea; Trypanosomatida; Trypanosomatidae. Gene Ontology annotation, molecular function: protein kinase activity; ATP binding. Gene Ontology annotation, biological process: protein phosphorylation. The transcript has a single exon. The record is from RefSeq and is a predicted model, not a curated record.
AUGAGUGGUGUAGACGUCGAGGAGCUGCGCCAGGUGACACUUGGCAAGAAGCUCGGAGCCGGUAGUUUCGGUUCGGUCUACGCCGGUAUCCUUCCCAGUGGACGGUUUGUUGCAGUGAAGGAGUUGGAGCUUGCGGAAGACGCCCCCACUAACACUGAGGUGGAGAUUCAUAAGAAGCUGGCACAUGAAAACAUUAUUCGAUACUUUCACAGCCGCGUUGAUACCGAAAGCACACCGAAAAGAUUGUUUGUGUAUCUUGAAUUUGUCACAGGGGGUUCUGUUACUUCUCUUAUGAAAACGCUUCCGAAUGGACAUCUUCCAGGCUCAGUGGUGCGUGUCUACGCCCGCCACAUGUUCUCUGGUUUGGAGUACCUACACAAAAAUCAGGUGGCUCACCGUGACAUCAAGGGCGAUAACCUUCUUAUUUCUAUGGAUACGGGCAUAGCAAAACUGGCAGAUUUUGACCAGGCAAAAAUCAUGACGACGCACGGGACCCUGCGCAAGGCGGCCACUGCGACGCUUGCGGGAACGCCGUACUGGAUGGCACCGGAGGUUAUUACGGACGAAAGUGGAUACGAUCCUUUUAAGGCCGACAUAUGGUCUGCUGGCUGCACCGUGGCUGAGAUGAUAACAGGUCGCCCACCAUGGAUGCCAAUGGCCAAUGUGAUGCACAUUAUGAACAAACUCGCAAUGUCUUCUGGGUGGCCCGAUGCGGUUCCAAAAGAUCCGGCGGCGUUGGGGUCUCAGCAUGCCUAUGACUUCCUAGAUCUUUGCUUCAAACGCAAUGUUGCCGAGCGACCUGAUGCCACAACAUUACUGAAACAUCCUUUUUUACAAGCGUAG